UUCAGUGCAGGUCCCUGUGGAUGGCGGCCCGGACCCCCCUGGAGUUCCUGUCGCUGAACCGGACGCAGCUGUCGCCCCCCAGUGCCACGUCCUGUGACGGCGCUCAAGAGGCCUGGGCCGUGCUGCACAGGGUGUUACCAACGUUCAUCAUCGUCAUCUGCAUCUGCGGCCUGCUGGGAAACCUCUUCGUGCUGUCGGUCUUCCUCCUCCCCCGGCGGCGCCUGAGCGUGGCGGAAAUCUACCUGGCCAACCUGGCCGCCUCCGAUCUGGUGUUCGUCUCGGGCCUGCCCUUCUGGGCGGAGAACAUCGCCAACCAAUUCCGCUGGGCCUUCGGGGGCCCCCUGUGCCGCCUGGUCAAUGGAGUCAUCAAGGCCAACCUGUUCAUCAGCAUCUUCCUGGUGGUGGCCAUCAGCCGGGACCGCUACCGCGCACUGGUGCACCCGGUGGCCAGCCGGCGGCGGCGGCGGCGGCGGCGGGCCCAGGCCACCUGCCUGCUCAUCUGGACGCUGGGCGGCCUCCUGAGCGUCCCCACGUUCCUGUUCCGCUCCACCGCGGCCGUGCCGCCGCUCAACAACUCCUGCGCCUGCGUGCUGCUGCCGUCCGGCGCCGCCUGGCACUGGCUGAGGAUGGUGGAGUUAAACGUGCUGGGCUUCCUGCUGCCGCUGGCCGCCAUCGUCUUCUUCAACGGCCACAUCCUGGCCUCGCUGCGCGGGCGGGCGGGGGUCCCCGGGGCGCGGGCCGGGGGCCGCACGGGCCGCAAGGCCGCGGUGCUCAUCCUCGCGCUCGUGGCUGCCUUCCUGGUGUGCUGGGCCCCCUACCACUUCUUCGCCUUCCUGGAGUUCCUCUACCAGGUGCGGGCCGUCCGAGGCUGCUUCUGGGAGGAUUUCAUCGACCUGGGCCUGCAGUAUGCCAACUUCUUCGCUUUCAUCAACAGCUGCCUGAACCCGGUGAUUUACGUCUUCGUGGGCCGGCUUUUCAGGACCAAGGCCUGGGAACUUUAUCAGCAAUGCGCCGCUCGAAGGCUUCCUCCAGGGUCCUUGCCCCACAGGACGGGCGUUCUCCAACAUUUCUGGCGGAAGUAA
Molecule: messenger RNA, 1082 nt
Organism: Callorhinus ursinus (northern fur seal)
Lineage: Eukaryota; Metazoa; Chordata; Mammalia; Carnivora; Otariidae
Gene: BDKRB1
Product: bradykinin receptor B1
Biological process (GO): calcium-mediated signaling; inflammatory response; G protein-coupled receptor signaling pathway
Cellular component (GO): membrane; external side of plasma membrane
Molecular function (GO): C-C chemokine binding; bradykinin receptor activity; C-C chemokine receptor activity
Source: RefSeq, a predicted model, not a curated record